Messenger RNA from Malassezia pachydermatis, 672 nucleotides. RefSeq lists its product as hypothetical. The record is from RefSeq and is a predicted model, not a curated record. The coding region runs from base 1 to 672 and encodes 223 amino acids. The transcript has 4 exons. Gene Ontology annotation, biological process: protein transport. Lineage: Eukaryota; Fungi; Basidiomycota; Malasseziomycetes; Malasseziales; Malasseziaceae.
AUGGCACGAUGGAAUGGGCCCCGCACACGCAUCCAGCUGAAGCUGGCUAUCCAGCGCUCCCGCAUGCUGCAAGAGAAGAAGGAAGCAUUGGCAAAGAGAAGCCGUAUGGAGAUCGCGGAGCUGGUCGAACGAGGCAAAAUCGAGUCGGCUCGUGUCAAGACCGAGUCGUUGAUCAUGGACGAUGUGCAUGUGGAAUUGCUUGAAUUGCUUGAACUAUACUGCGAGACACUUUAUGCUCGAUUUGCACUGAUGGAGCUUAAAUCGUCGGGGCCUGACGAGGCCAUUCGCGAGCCAUUAGUGGCCCUCAUUCAUGCAGCGCAUCGCACCGAGUUGCAGGAGCUCCACGUACUCCAGGAUAUGCUGUGCGCUCGUUACGGCGCAGAUUUCUCGCAAGAGGCACUAGAGAAUCAAGACAAUUGUGUAUCAGAGCGCGUCACGCGAAAACUGGCUUUCCAUAUGCCUUCGUCCGAGCUGGUCGAUGCCUACUUAUCUGAGAUUUGUAAGACAUACAAGGUGCCCUUCCCCAGCAGUAUCGAUGCUACGGCUACAGACACUAGCGAGCCUGAGUUGCCCCCGGAGUCUGACCCCAUACCAGCGGCCGCCGCUGAGGCUCGACCACAGUCGGAAUGGGACCAUCUGAUGGCACGCUUUCAAGCGUUGAAGCGGCCGUGA